Dendroctonus ponderosae (mountain pine beetle) is the source of this 4282-nucleotide messenger RNA. RefSeq names its product ras GTPase-activating protein 1 (gene vap). NCBI's taxonomy places the organism in Eukaryota, Metazoa, Arthropoda, Insecta, Coleoptera, Curculionidae. The record is from RefSeq and is a predicted model, not a curated record. Gene Ontology annotation, biological process: regulation of GTPase activity. The transcript is spliced from 21 exons. Bases 186 to 2951 code for a protein of 921 amino acids. Gene Ontology annotation, molecular function: protein binding.
GUUGCCUAGCUCUUUCAGUCUUCGUAUGUGACGUCGAUAAACAUUCUUCAUUUUUUUAAGUGUUUGUGUAAAUAAAAUAACACUGAAAAAUUCAAUUUGGAAUCGCUUAGUGUUGGGCGUCUGAAGCAGUGAAGGAGAUGAGUAUAAUUUAGAUCCAGUCAUCAGCUUGAAAGUAAUUUAAGGACAUGGCAGAUUUGAGACAUAAAGAGAAACAACUGGGUUCUCCUAGUACUGGAAGCGAUGAUGGGAAUGAACCGAAUGAACCCGUUGGAGCGCUUGCAAAGGAGCCUGAAGACCCUGAUUUGGGCGAUUCAGCCCAUUAUGCCCCUGCUGAAUCCCUCUGGUACCACGGAAGACUUGACCGGUAUCAAGCAGAGGAGAGAUUAUGGAAUUGCAACAAAUUAGGGUCGUACUUGGUCAGGGAAAGCGACCGAAAACCUGGAUCAUACGUUUUGUCCUACUUGGGUCGUACUGGGAUGAAUCAUUUUCGGAUAACAGCUGUGUGUGGUGAUUUUUAUAUAGGAGGUAGGCAAUUCGUUUCUCUAAAUGACCUAGUAGGAUACUACACGGAGUGCAGCGAUUUACUAAAAAGGGAGAGACUUGUACACCCUGUUGCGCCGCCUGAACCAGUCAAUGAUAAAAAGAGGGUAGUAGCCAUACUACCCUAUACAAAAAUGCCGGACACAGAUGAGCUGACAUUUAAAAAAGGUGAUAUUUUCUUCGUUCACAACGACAUGGAUAACGGCUGGUUGUGGGUGACCGCCCAUCGAACUGGCGAGCAAGGAAUGAUAUUUCAAGAACUUGUUGAGGAUUUAGACGACAGUAUCGACCCAAACACGGUAUUUCCGUGGUUUCAUCCGAAUUGCACCAAAAACGAAGCGGUGGACUUACUGGUUAAAGCCGGGCCUGGAAGCUUCUUGGUGAGACCCAGCGAUAAUUCCCCGGGAGAUUAUUCCUUAUUUUUCCAUAUUAAUAACCAAAUCCAGCGGUUUCGAAUCGAGAAAAAGGGCGUCAGGUAUCUCAUGGGGGGCAGAAUAUUCGAAUGCCUGGAUGCAGUCAUUAACAGAUACAGGAAGGAGCAAAUAGUAGAAGGAUAUACCCUACAACACCCCCUGGUAGUUGAUGGCAGUAAGCAAUUGGAUUGGGUACCGGAGAAUCAAAAGGCUAAAUCUGAGGCUGAGAAAAUUUACGCCACUCUCAGGGAAUGCAGAGAUCAGGCCGGAUUAAAGAAAAUGAGAGGCAUUAAACAUCAAGGGUAUCUUCAUAGAAAAUCCGACAAGGGGGCCAAAAAGUGGAAGCUUCUCUACUUCGUCUUGCUAGUAGAAGGCACCGAUACCCACUUAUGCUUCUACGAAAACCCCAAACGAACUAAGCCGAAGGGUCUGAUUGAUUUGUCUUGUGCCUAUUUGUAUCAAGUUCACGACAGCCUAUGGGAAAGACCAAAUUGUCUUCAAGUUGUUGAAAGAGCACUGCCUUGUUUGGCCACAAUCACCCACUUAGCUGCCCGAUCUCCAGAGGAGUGUCAGGAGUGGGCAAAUGCUUUAAAACCUUUAUGUGUUCCACAGUUGAGCAGAGCCACCGCUAAGGUGCCAAGGCUAAGGGAACUUCGCUGUCUGACUCUUCAUAUUUUGGACGCGCAUAGACUGCCGUACAAGCUAGUUCCCAUGCCUUAUGUAACUAUUCAGUUCAAUGGACAAGUGAGAAUGGCCAGAACAAGAGCUAAAAGCACUCCAGAUCCAGUAUGGGAUGAAGAGUUUAUAUUUGACGAUGUGCCAUGCGAUGUAGUAUCAUUUUCGCUCACUGUACAUAACAAAGGAAAACGAGGAAAGGAUUCUGAAGUAGCCGAGUUACAUGUUGAGCUUUCGGCUUUAGGAAAUGGCGAUGAACGCGAAGAAUGGUACGCGUUAUCUGGUCUAACGCCAAUGGGAGAAUGGGGAUCAUUAAGACUGAGAACUAGGUAUUUGCACGACUUAGUAAUGCCUGCAGAAGAAUACAGCCCUUUGCAACAGUUACUUCUAGAAUUGGGUCUAGCGCCAGUGAAAACACUAGCAGAACUGUGCCAUGCAGACAGAGCACCUUUGGCUACCGCAUUAUUGAGAGUUUUUAGGGCCGAGGGACGCGAAACCGAGUUAUUGAAGGAACUGAAUUCAGCAGAGAUAUUAAGAGAGACUGAGACUAGUACUCUAUUCAGGGCAGCUUCAUUGGCAACCACUCUGAUGGAUUUGUACAUGAAGUCCGAAUGUGGAGGCUUUUUGCAAGCUGCAGUAUUAGAAAUCGUCCUGAGGCUUUUAGAGAGCAAACAAUCUGCCGAAUUAAACCCAGCAAAAAUGGAUUCCCUCGAUGAUGCCUGCAAUAACGCGGAGUUUUUGCUUCAGGUACUAGACCAGGUAACUUUAAGCAUUUUCACUUCUCCUGACGCUUGUCCGCGCCCUGUUCGGUAUAUAUGCGGCUGUCUCCAAAGGGCGGCAGUUGCAAAAUGGCCCGACGAAAGGCAUGUUCGCACUAGGGUUGUUUCCGGAUUCAUUUUUUUAAGAUUGUUGUGCCCAGCGUUACUUAACCCGCGGCAGUUCGGCUUAGUGAGUGAACAACCCAGUCCCGCAGCUACUAGAAGUUUAGUAAUGGUAGCAAAAUGCUUACAAAAUUUAGCGAACUUGAUUGAAUUCGGGGGAAAAGAGCCUUAUAUGGAAGUGGUAAACCCUUUUAUAUUAAAAAAUAAGGAACGUAUGGUUGUGUUCUUGGAUCAGUUAUCGGCUGUUGGUGAUCCAGGCGAAUCCAGGAUAAUGUCUCAGCCGGAUACCGCCAAAGAGUUGGCUACGUUACACCACAUAUGCGUAGCACAUUUAACCGAGUUGCAGGCUGUAGCUAAGGUAAAUCAGUCCAUAAAAACUCUGGUGACUGUAACGGAAAUGUUAGCCAAACACAAGCAGAAAUAUCUUGAGAUGAUAAGGUAGUCAUUAAUUGGCCAAAGAAAACUGGAAUUAGCUCGGAAACAAUUUGAGUAAAAGCCCGAACAUUUGCAGUGUGAUUAUGAUCAAACAGUAAGUAUAAACGCUCCAUCCUGUGACUGUAUGUACUGACGUAGUAUUGUAACAAAAACUGUAUUGAUCUACUAGUUUUACUUUAAGGCAGACUUGUUGGUGUUAAGUUAGGCGAAAAUCUCAGGAAGUAGAAUAGAUUUUUUUACAUAACUACUAAAUUAAGGACCUUUCUACAUUGAAUUUUUGGAGAGCUUUGGCGGUAAAUACAUGCUGAUAGGUUACUAUUAAAAUUUUCAUGUAAAACUAUUUCAAAACACACAAACUUGUAAGCAAAUUGCAAAAUCAAGGCCAAAAUAGAGCAACUUUGCCAAUUAAUUUUGGUAUUGUAGAUAGAUAUAUCCACCAACUAGGCAUCCUAUUACUGUUAUCUGUCUUAUUGUAACCUAGUUCCUAGCAGUAAUGAAUGGAAACUUUUUGUAUAGGUAUUUAAUAGCGUAGCACACAAGUUGGUUUUCCACAAUGAACAAAAAGACUGUAUUUUCCCAUUCUAAGUCAGUAACUUAACAUUAGGAUUAUGCAACUAAUCGUUCAUGCGGUCAUUAAUUGAUAAGAACGGUAACUUUAACAGACGGAAUAAGUGCAGAUUUUUGGGUACUUUAUGUUCCACUGAUGCAGUAACAUCGUAUAAAAAUGCAAUUUGUUCCCACGAUAUUCACUUAAAUCCGUAGGAUUUCACUAUUCCAAUGUACUAACGCAUGUAUUCAUUAUUCCCUUAUAUUAUUGACCUAUUUACGCAUUUUAGAAGCAAUGAUAAAAAUCCUCGUCUAUUACAAAAAUACUCAUUAUUUAAUGACAACAAAUAUUGCCUGAUAAAGACACAAGUAAAAUAAUUGAAAACAAUUCUGCAAACAUUUAUUAAAAAAUUUGGAAUUAUAUGGCAAUACUAUAUAGACCAGUAUUUGAUAUCCUGCUUUAGCAUUUAUUAUGAUAAGAAAGUAUGUAUUUUGAAGUGUUUGUUUAACUGCCUCCUGAAAAUAUGAGACGUUUGAUAGAAAUUCAUGUUCUCGACUAAAAUAAGCUAAUUAAGAGUAUACCGAAUCUCCUUUAAAAGGUUAACAUUUUUAUAAUAGUGUUACGUGUCAUAUUAUUAUUAUUAAUUGGCAAGUACUCAUACGUAUAGCCUAGCAUUUAAAUUGCAUUACGCGCAAUUUUAUACAUAUAUAUCAUUGUUUUUUUGUUAGUAACGUUCGUUUUAUACCCAUAAACUUGUAUUACAGAGAUAUGAAUACAUUUUGUAAGUUAGC